Molecule: messenger RNA, 740 nt
Organism: Gossypium arboreum
Lineage: Eukaryota; Viridiplantae; Streptophyta; Magnoliopsida; Malvales; Malvaceae
Product: ergosterol biosynthetic protein 28-like
Exons: 4
Coding region: 113-607 (164 amino acids)
Cellular component (GO): membrane; endoplasmic reticulum
Molecular function (GO): protein-macromolecule adaptor activity
Source: RefSeq, a predicted model, not a curated record
CCCGUGUUGAACUGCUAUUAGUAAAAAAAAAAAGCCAAUUAGCUCAGUCACCAUCCAAAAAGUGUGUAACUUUGAACUGGAUCUACAAAAUCCAGUUGAAGUGUUAAAGAAGAUGAAAGCAUUGGGGUGGUGGUUAAUGCUUGUGGGUUCACUUCGAUUAGCCUCCGUUUGGUUCGGCUUCUUCGAUAUCUGGGCUCUUCGUCUCGCUGUUUUCUCCAGCACUUCCAUGACUGAAGUUCAUGGGAGGACAUUUGGAGUUUGGACACUUUUGACUUGUACUCUCUGCUUCGUAUGCGCAUUCAACUUAGAAAACAAGCCACUAUACUUGGUGACAUUUUUGUCAUUCAUCUAUGCCUUUGGUCACUUUUUGACUGAAUACCUUUUCUAUCACACAAUGGCCCUCUCAAAUUUGACAACUGUUGGCAUAUUUGCAGGGACAUCGAUUAUAUGGAUGCUUUUACAGUGGAAUGCACAUCAACAGAGUUUCAAAAGGCAGCAGCAGCAGCAGCGGCAGCAACAGCAACAGUCAUAUUUUCUAAAACAAAUCUUUGUCCAAGGAAAUGGUAAGAUAGGAAGAGUGUGGAGGGCACGAUGGAUUAGCCAUUGAAACAACUACUUUUGGGGUUUAGGGUUUUAAAGUUUAGCUUAUCAAAGAGAGACAAAAGGGAUGAGGAGUGAAGGCUGAAAACACACACUGAAACAGAGAAACUAUCACAUGGAUGUCAAUUGUUUCAUUCAUU